Messenger RNA from Hydatigera taeniaeformis, 642 nucleotides. The record is from the annotation of a GenBank genome assembly. Lineage: Eukaryota; Metazoa; Platyhelminthes; Cestoda; Cyclophyllidea; Taeniidae.
AUGAUUAGUUUUUCUUUCCUUGAUUUAUCUCCAGCUAUCGUCAACAGAGCCCUGUGGAUCAGUUUAAAGGGCUCUCGAGUCAUGGUACAAAUGUCUGCAGGCAAUCCGCAAUCCAACCAGCCAUUAAUGAACAAGAUAUUCCGCACCUACUUCUUCCCACAACUGCCACUCAGACAACGUGAUAACGCAGUCGGUGAAGAGGUGGACCAAUUCUCCUGGCACCACUACUCUAUCAGUGUCACCUUCGAUCCUGAGACUGCAGACAUCAGCGCCAGCACUCUCAUGGUGGAUGGAGAGUUAGUAGGCACCCUGGAGGCCUUUGGGGAGCCAAUUUAUGUCACUCGUCAGACCAAAGAAUUUUUCCCACAAUUCAUCACUGUGGGUACCUGUUAUGAUCCGAGCAUUCCAGCGGCACAGCAAUCCCUCAACGGAGCUCUCGCGGGUAUGACCCUCCUUCUUGGUCGUAACGAGGAUCAGAGCGUCUCCCGGUGCCUUGCGGAGUGUGGAGAAACACUUCUCAUUCCAAGAGCAAGCAGAGUAGGUCCCCUACCUCCCUACUAUCCUCAAUCCCUUCUUUGUCUUUCGAAGUGUUGCAUGAAUCCUGACAUAUUAAUUACUCUUGACUUGGAGUGUGUGACUUGA